Pimephales promelas (fathead minnow) is the source of this 7830-nucleotide messenger RNA. RefSeq names its product cholecystokinin B receptor b (gene cckbrb). Gene Ontology annotation, cellular component: plasma membrane. The record is from RefSeq and is a predicted model, not a curated record. Lineage: Eukaryota; Metazoa; Chordata; Actinopteri; Cypriniformes; Leuciscidae. Gene Ontology annotation, molecular function: gastrin receptor activity; neuropeptide receptor activity. Gene Ontology annotation, biological process: neuropeptide signaling pathway.
CUGCCGCUGCGCGCUUCAUCACAUUCUCAAUACAUAGCAACUGUGCCUACACACUGCUGAGCAACAACGGCUGAAGCGUUUUAACCAGCAUAAACGAAUCCUAUUUCUCCCUGAUUACCUUUUUGUUUUGUUGUUUUCAUUGCUUCUUGAUAUCCUCUUUGAACGUAAAAUACUAUCUAAGCCACUAUAGCUAGACUAUUGGGCUCAUUAGACACGUAUUGUUAACUGAUGAUUGCGAGGAGCUACUAAAAUAGCUGUGGUUAGGUCCGAAAUGGAUUUACAAACGCUAAAUGAUACGUCUGGGAUUUGGGCAUGUCUCCAGCCUCAGAACGGGACCUCAAACGGAAGUCUGGAGUUCCCCAACGGCACCUGCGGAGAUGCGCUCCUGCUCCCCAAGACGGAACCAGCGCGCGCCAAAGACAUGGAUUCACUGCGCAUACUGCUAUACUCCUUCAUAUUCCUGCUGAGUGUGUUUGGUAAUCUGCUCAUCAUUGUGGUUUUGGUGGCGAAUAAGCGAAUGCGGACGGUGACCAACUCAUUCCUGCUCUCCCUGGCCAUUAGUGAUCUUAUGAUGGCUGUUUUCUGCAUGCCAUUCACUCUUAUUCCCAACCUGCUGGAGGAUUUCAUCUUUGGAGCUGCUAUGUGCAAGAUUGUGGCCUAUCUUAUGGGAAUUUCUGUCUGCAUAUCUACCUUCAGUCUGGUGGCUAUAGCCAUUGAGAGGUACAGUGCUAUUUGCAACCCGCUGAAGUCACGUGCAUGGCAGACCCGAUCCCACGCCUACAAAGUCAUCGCUUCCACUUGGGUUCUGUCCUUCCUUAUUAUGAUACCCUAUCCCAUUUUCAGCACCCUGAUUAAGUUGACCAAACCCAAUAACAUCACAGCUCACAUGUGCCGCCAUGACUGGCCGAAAAUCGAGGUGGAGCAAGCGUGGUGCAUCCUGUUGCUAUUUGUUCUGUUCUUCAUUCCUGGAGUGGUGAUGAUCAUCGCUUAUGGGCUCAUAUCUCGUGAGCUCUUCCGUGGAAUACAGUUUGAACUGGAACAGAAGAAGGGACAGUGCGGAAUGAAAAAUGGCAUCAGCACCACUGUCUUAAGUACCAGCGAUGAUGGAGACGGCUGCUACAUCCAGGUGUCCAAGAGGCCCAACUCCUUGGAGAUGUCAGCCCUCACCCCAACGGGCUCCGCAAAGGUGGACCGACCCCGCAGCAAUACCUCCGAAGCUAAACUGAUGGCGAAGAAGCGAGUGAUCCGUAUGCUUAUCGUCAUUGUGGCCAUGUUCUUCAUCUGCUGGAUGCCCCUGUACUCCGUUAACACCUGGAAAGCGUUUGACCUUCCCUCUGCCCACAGGGCUCUCUCUGGAGCCCCCAUCUCGUUCAUCCACCUCCUGUCCUACACAUCUGCCUGCGUCAACCCCAUCAUCUACUGCUUUAUGAACAAGCGUUUUCGAAAGGCACUUUUCACCACUUUCUCUUGCUGCUGCUGGCCCUGCCGUAGAAGAGGCUUCAGGGAAGGUGACGAUGAGGUCACUGCCACCGGAGCAUCCAUGUCUAAGUUCAACUACACCACUGUCAGUACAAUGGGACCGUGCUGAUUCUCAGAGGACCAAGGCUGGGAAAGAUGUAGGAGAACUUGGGUUGAUGUUAAAAUAGUGUCAGGGUUUACAUUUUGGUAGAAGGGAGUAGCUGUAUUCAAAUGGACAGACUUAGAUUGUUUAUCGCCUACUUGCAACCAAGCAUACCACAUGCUACGUCAUCAUCGGUCGUUGUUUUAUGAUCCAUGACAAACUCAUUAGAGACUUGUAUUAUAAAUGUAUAUACUUAAGGUGGCGUCCCACAGGUCGACCUAAAGCAACUCGGUAGGAGCGGUUACACCAACCUCAUCUUCUUCUGUUGAAGGUAUGUUACUUGUUACUCUCACUCAUUAAGAAUGCAAAAGAAAGACUAAAUGACUAAAAAUUUAUUUCUGACUGAAUUAGGAGUCAUUUUGGUGUAGCAGAACCCCAGAACAACACUCAUUUAUGCAACCACAAUGAAUAACAAUCAGCGUUUGAUGUAUGUGGCUUAGAGUUUGCUGAGAGGAAGUUUAGAUCAGAUUCAAACCUGACAACUGUUCCACAGGAUGAGAAGAAGCUCAUUGGUCGGCCUUAUCAGAAUAAUGAUAAUGUCAAUUAUGCGAUUGUCAGAGUCAGCUAGACCAUCAACUCAGCAGGAAGCAGAGUUUCUGGAGCUGUUAGCAAUCACAGAGGGAUGGUUACAUGCACUGACAUCCUAUGAUUCUCAUACAACUAUGUAAAGGACUGACAAUAGCUUUUGGAAUGCACGCCUUUUCAUUCAAGACAUUUCAUGUGAAAUUAUUCUUUUGUUGUAGAUUUAAGUGCCUGCGUAAUUCUUUAGAAUCUGUUCUGAGGUCAAGGCUUUCUUCAGAGUAGUAGUUGCAUAAUGUAAAUGAUUUCACUUAUGUGAAAUGAUCAGAAAUCUUGAACACAGACAUAUAACAGCUCUCCAAAGUCGUAGGUAGCAUGCUUGUAGUCACAAUUUUCUACAGAAUUACAAAAACCUAAUAUGGUGGUUAAUGAUGAUAGUCUGUUGCUAGACAAGACAAAGAUUUUGGCAAUUGGUUUCAUCCCAUUUUUUGGAGCCAAAAAGGUUUUGCUUUGUUUUCAUUGAUGUCCUGCAUGGCCUUCACAAUCUGUGACUCAUUGUCUUGAGUGGCGGUAAAUGCAGGUCACCUCAACUGAACGAGAAUCUAAAACACUCAAUUAGGAUAAACUCAUGCUGAUCUGUCAUAGUCUCACAGACUGAUUUAUUACUGCUUUUACAUGCUCUCACAAUUUUGAUAGAUAUAAGCUUAUUAAGGUCCUCAUAUAUGGUCAUCAAAUAAGAUCAUUCAAACCUGAUUUGCGAUUGUUUCAUUUAUCAUUCUUUUAGAAGGUAAUAAAAAAAAAAUGAGGCAGGUAAGAGAAAGAGAGCGGGACUUGAAUUAAUGUCAGAUAUUUUUGAUGCCCAUUGGAUGUGAGACUUGGGUCAGUAAAAAUGGUCAAAUCACUAAAAUUGAGGACAUUAAAUUGAUUACUGCCUUUAAGUAAAAGUAAACUGCUGCCAAAGUGAGAACCUGCAGUGAUAUGUACAAAGUAUGUUGCACUUUCUCAGCCACUUUGAUUUUUAUCACUUAUGAAGAAAAUUAAGCUGAAAUUAAGUAGGAAGUUAUGAGAUACUUGUUAUGGUAUCUUGUUAUGUAUAUAAUUAUUAAUUAAUUUGUCUGUACACCAUCUGCAAUUCACAUCCAAACAUAAUUACUAACAUUAUUACUUACUUAUUAGUAAGUGGUCACCUUGACUAUAAGUCAAUCCCAGCGGUAUUAUUAUUAUUUUUUUUACAUGUAAAACAGUAAUUAGUUAGAAUAACUAAUUAUGAUUCAUGUCAUGAUGUUUUUCAGUUCCUUUAUAAUGAAAGAAAACCAAAUGCUAGGCACCAUUAAUGAAACAAUUAGGUAAAUUGGUCAUAAAACAGUUCUCGCACGACUGAUUUGAACUGCAUACAUUUCAGCAAUAAGACUUGUUUUACAACUUCGAUUACUAUGGAUGUUUUCAUAGACUUUUUUUUUUUUUUUUUUUUUCACCAAAAUUCCCAUUUCUGGUUUGGUGUUGAUGAAGCUCAAGAUGAAGACAAAAAUGCUUGGGAAACACUGGUUUUAAAAGAUGGUAUUGACUUCUGUCAUCACUUCAAACAUCAUUAUGUGCAAAAGGUUUCUUUACAUCGUAGGUACAGUUGAGCAUAAUCAUAACCGAGCAGGAACCGGCAUACAUUCUCCCUGGAAUAUUCCUAUUACUCCCCUUUCUGUUUAUUUUGCCACCUAUCUUCUCUGUUCCAAAUGUCUGUCCCUUUCUUCCCUGCUUUCUAUAUUUCUAUUUUUUUCCCGUGGCUUUCUAAUCAAUGUGCAUCUGCUCCCUGAAUCUAUAUACUUUGCAGCGAACAAUGUUGUUAUCCACACUUCUCCCCAUGCAGCCCAUCACACAACAACCCUUUUAAACCUGCCAAAUCCCCCAUUAAAUUUAUGCUGCUUGGCCAUCCCAACUUUCCCUGAUGCACCAGCCAGGGUUUUAAUAGCAUCCUUCCCCUGCGUUGCUCAUGCCUUGGGUAAUGGGUCGGUAUUCAGGGUCACACACACAAAGAUUAGAUUUAUUAGAUCUCCCAGACAAUGUUGUCAGAUUUGUUUGUUUCUGACAUUUUAGAACAGCAUCCCAUUAGUAUUUUGAGAUUGGAAAAGGUGAUGGCAUUUGUGGUUGAAACGGACUAUUUAAACUCUUCCUGAUUGCAAUCUUUGAAAAAGAAUUUAAGCAUUUUUAUAUGACCCAGUCUUUAAAUUGCAUUGCAUCACUCUGUCUUCAAGGGGUUUUGGAUGGAUGUCUGUUCGGCAGAUGUUUCAGUUUUAUUCUAAUUAGAAGAGAAAUGAGGUCAGCAGAUGCAUUGAGUUCUGACCUUUCCAAGCCAAUCAUGACUCCUUUUUUAUGAGACCAAUAAAACCAAUGUACAGCCAGUGUUACAGAUCCUCCUGUGAAUGACGUUUUGAAGCAAACGUCAGGUUUGGAUCCAGACUAAAACCAUGUGUUCCCUAUGAAAAACAACUGGCAUGCUACAACAUGUUUUCCAAUAAAUAGUCCCCAAAGCAAGAGAAAAAAAAAACAUAUCUUGGUAAGUUUUAAUACUUUUUGAACUGUGAAUGCAAUAGUAAAAUGUAGCAUAGCCUGCUGUUGGUGGCAUAUGUACAAUUUUUUUGUUGUUGCAAAAAACAGGCUAGUUUCAUUCAGGAAAUGCUCUCAUGAAGGAAACAUUUGACAUAAUGUUUUUGGAUUAGCGGAACGUGGAAUCAAUUAAACUCUAAACACUUAAAUGAAUACGUACGAACAGACAGCAACAACAUCUGGCAUGUUAAUCCAGUAAAACAAUAAGCAUUUAGAGAUGGCUGUAGAAAAUGCAUUUCAUAAAUGAACUGUGGGACACUCUAAUUAGCCGGACAUCAUAACGCCUGCCUCAGCCUGGAGGCGGUUCCCUGUGGUUAAUUGCUCUCAGACUUUGGUGCUAGGGCUGAAAACGUAAAGGCUGUAAAACAUUGAUUUCCCCGAGGUGUGUUUGAGAAGUCUAUGGCGAGACCUCCGGACACAUUGUGCUGUUGUGGCCCACAGCUCUCUUCUGAUUAAUAGGAUAUAAUCUAAAGCCUAAACUAACCACAUUAUUCAUGAUGUUAAACAAACAGACAACUCAAGUGUUCCCAUUAGAUUACGUACACAACCUCUCAACUCUUCUCGGCUAUGCUGCGUGUUCUUUCCUCGAAAUGCUUCACCUUGCCACCUCUGUACGGACAAAGUUAGCAUGAUGAAAAUAUAAGUUAACAGCUUCAUCAGUCAAGAUGACAAGGAACACUGAGGCAGCCAACUUUACAAAGACAGAAAACAGAUAUUUGGCGAAUUUGUCAGAAAAAAAUACAAUUUUGUGCGCAUAGACUUUUAUAUCAUUUUUUUCUCGCUUAGUCAGUGGUUUUGGAUAUAUGCAUGAAUGUAUAAAAUGUCACUCAAAAUGUUGCUUUCAUGUGCCUCGGGAUUUCGAAAUAACAGCACGAUGUCAUGAUGGACAUGAUUGGAUAGACAUUUUAGGUUUUCUUGACACUUACAGCAACUGAUCACUCAGACACACCCGAUAUAAACUAAAGUGUCUGCACGAACAAAUCAAAUUACAUUACCUACACAGUGACGGUCAGUCUGAAAGAUUUGAUUUAUGUGCAGUGUGCACAGGUUUUUUUUUAGAUGAUAUAUUAAAACGUUGAUCUAUUUUGCAGGCAGCUUAGCCUUAUAACUAGGAUUAAGCAGCAUCUGUUACUAAGGCAGUGGACAGAUUUCACUCAGAAGGCAUCAUUUAUUACUGGCUCAUGCAAACUGAUGACAGAUUGUGCUUUCUAAAACAAAUAGCAAACCUAUGCUCAUCUCGUCAAUAUUUUAUAGAUUUAAUUAAAGUGACAUUAUCCAAAAUUUGCCCUCAGUCACCAAAAAAGUUUAAAAUAAAAACAAAUGAAGAGCAUAUUUUAAUUUAAUCUUUCACAAUCUUAGAUUUUUUUAGUUUCUAUAUUUAGUGGACUUGUAAUGUCCUUGUGAAUGAAUGUUAAAUAAUUUGUACAGAUCCAUCAUAAAAAAAUAAAUAAAAAAUAAAAAUCUAUAUAUGUACAGGUGCAUUACUAUUAUAACACAAGGACAUUUUAACAACUUGAACAAUGCUACUUACAGUAUAUGAAAUAAAUCAAAUUACAAACAGUAUCAUAUUUAAACUGCAUACACAUUAUUAAAUCCAUUCAAAAUCUCAACAGAACAUAAAUGUUAGUCUUGCAUAAAUACAUAUGCUAAAUAUUUAUUCUAAAUAGAAUAACCGACAAUGAAUGUAUCAAAGAAGUGAUAGUAAAACAAAUGUAGUCCUUUAUAUUGUUUUUACUAUGUACUAACAUUUAAAUUAUUUGAUAAAAUGCACUUAUUGUGUACUUGUGUGUAAAAACUACCUGCAUGUAAUUACAGCUGUUAUCAAUUUCUGUAUCAUUAUACAGUUGACUCUUCCCCUAAUCCUUAAACCUACCCAUACCACCAAACCCAUCCCUAAAAUUACAUGUAUCCAACCUCAAUAACAGCAAAGUGUUUUGCAACACAAUUAGUGCAUUGUAGCCUAAUAUAUUUAUAUGUAAGUACAUUGUUAAAGAUGCCUAAUAUAUAGUGUCUCUAACCCAGAAAUGUAAAGGUGUAACCACCUCCAGAGGCUUCAAGCUGAAGCGAGACAUCUAAAAUAAGUUAUUACUGUACAUCUACUGACAUCCAUGCACUGACAUCUCCACCCCAACAACUGUGGUAACAUGUUCCAUAAAGCCUGAAUUAAAAGGUGGAUGCUGCCACUAAAGCAUGGGACCAUAUAGCUGUAUGCCCACUGGAAGUGGGUCUCUGUUGUGUGUAAUGUAUAGAGUCCUAGGAGAAAACUCACAACCUCCACUAGAGUUGGAGUGUGUAUAAUACUAUAAUAGGAUUUAAUGAUACUAUAAAAGGAAUUCAAAUUUAAUCUGUGUGUUGUGUAAACAAGUCUGUAAAAAAGGGAGAAAAAAAAAACAAGACUACAUGAAAAGUCAAACAUUAUAAACUUUAGGCCACCAGUGCCUUAAACGUAUAUCAUAUUUUUUGGUGAGUUUUUCGUGAGCUUGUGAUCUCCUUUAUUUUCUUUGAAGAUUGAACAUUAUUGAAUGCUAUUGUGAAUUUGCUUUGUUGGUUUUUAAAGGAUGUGAUAUACAGGCUUGUGUUCAUUGUAUUGAUAUUACUUAUAAUCUAUAAUAAUCUGUACUAUGAUUGUUUGUGUUAUUGCCUUGGUUGUUGAAAGAUGGUUUAUCUCAAUACACCUUCAACACAGUGAAACAAAGCUAAUUCAGAAGUAAUGAAUUAAAUAUACUGUGCUGGUGAAUAGUUAGUUCUACAGAAUUGUAUAAAUUGUAUAAAAGUUUGAGAGAGUAUAUGUGAUAUAUUUGACACAUUUGUAUAUUUGACACCAUAUGAAGGAGUAUAAACAAUGUAAUGACACAAGUAUAUGAGGACUCAAUUUAAUAACUAUAACUGCAGUAUAUGGCAUAUUUAGCAGCAGAAUCUUGUCUUUUCUGUAUUUCCACUGCGAUUAUAAAUUGUGCUUGUAAACCCAAGAGACUGACGCUUGUUGCUUUCACAUUGUGUAAAUGUAUAUGUGAACCAGUGAGUCUGUCUGGGGCCACUGAUGCUGUGUAAUUUGUUGUUGUAAUCAAAUAAUAAAGCUCAUCAUCUCUGUA